UCUAAAUCCACGAGACUGACUAAUGGUUAACAAUUAUUGAUAAACAUGAAGUUCGCUGCCUUGAUACUGACUUUUGCCCUAGUGGCAAUUGCACUUGGUGAAACCCUCGAUAGUCGCUCAACUGAGCGUGUUCGUCGCGAAGCUGAACCGGAUCCUAAACGACCAUCAGUUCCUAAACCUAAACCAAUUAAAGUUCCACGACCGGUACAUAUUCCAAAACCUCGACCACCUCACCCGCGUCUUCGUCGCGAAGCUGAACCAGAACCGGAACCUAGUAACCGACCAGUAUAUGUUCCCGCACCACGACCACCUCACCCGCGUCUUCGUCGUGAAGCUGAACCAGAACCGGAACCUAGUAACCGACCAGUAUAUGUUCCCCCACCACGACCACCUCAUCCGCGUCUUCGUCGUGAAGCUGAACCAGAACCGGAACCUAGUAACCGACCAGUAUAUGUUCCCGCACCACGACCACCUCACCCGCGUCUUCGUCGUGAAGCUGAACCAGAACCGGAACCUAGUAACCGACCAGUAUAUGUUCCCCCACCACGACCACCUCACCCGCGUCUCCGUCGUGAAGCUGAACCGGAACCCGGUAGACCAGUAAAUAUGCCUAAACCUCGACCGAUACACGUUCCUCGACCUCGACCACCUCACCCGCGUCUCCGUCGUGAAGCUGAACCGGAACCCGGUAGACCAGUAAAUAUGCCUAAACCUCGACCGAUACACGUUCCUCGACCUCGACCUCCUCACCCGCGUCUUCGUCGUGAAGCUGAACCGGAACCCGGUAGACCAGUAAAUAUGCCUAAACCUCGACCGAUACACGUUCCUCGACCUCGACCACCUCACCCGAGAAUUUGAGAUAUUCACGAUGACUAAUACCCAUGACGCAGACCAUCACUUUUGUAAUAUAUCAUAUACAUAAUGAAAUAAUGUAAUGUAAUAUCUUAUAAGAUAGUAAUAACUGAUACUGACUCUUAAAUAAAUUUAUUGUAUUAUUUUAA
This is a messenger RNA of Eufriesea mexicana, 1001 nucleotides long. It is a transcript of the gene Apid1, whose product is annotated as apidaecin 1. Lineage: Eukaryota; Metazoa; Arthropoda; Insecta; Hymenoptera; Apidae. The record is from RefSeq and is a predicted model, not a curated record. The transcript is spliced from 11 exons. The coding region runs from base 46 to 858 and encodes 270 amino acids.